Molecule: messenger RNA, 4585 nt
Organism: Halichondria panicea
Lineage: Eukaryota; Metazoa; Porifera; Demospongiae; Suberitida; Halichondriidae
Product: early endosome antigen 1-like
Exons: 44
Coding region: 82-4476 (1464 amino acids)
Biological process (GO): positive regulation of autophagosome maturation; plus-end-directed vesicle transport along microtubule
Cellular component (GO): autophagosome; lysosome; late endosome
Molecular function (GO): metal ion binding
Source: RefSeq, a predicted model, not a curated record
CCACUGGGCCUCCUCUUCGCAAUCCCAAGAUAGAAAUAGCUUUAUGGGUGUUCUUUGGCUCAUAGCAGUGUAUCUAAGCUAAUGGCCUCCAGUCAGACUAGAAGAGAUAUGUCUCAGAUGUUUAAGAGGCUCACUAGGAAGAAAAAAGAUGAGCCAGACCCAGCCAAGGAGACUCCAGCUCUACCUGACGAUGCUGAGGGUUUCAUCUGCCCCAUUUGCAUGGAGGCACUCAAGUCGGCUGAGGCCCUACAAGUUCACUGGGAGGCUGCUCACAACAUACCCGAGAUGGACAAGAAAGAUGUUAAGUCUAGUCUCAACUCUAGUCUCCAGGAGCUACAUCCCUACGUGUCCCCGUUGCCGGGGGAGGGACAGGAUGAGUUGGAUCACUACCGACUACAAGUCAGGGUCAUGACAGACAUUAUCAAUGAGGAGCGCACACAGAACAGUGGAAUGAGGUCAGAGCUCUCCAAACUAGAGGCGGCCCUGGAGAAGAGUAGUGACCAGACGAGGGGGGAGCUACGAACCAUGAAACAGAUGUUUGAGCAGUCGGAACAAAGCAGGACGGCCAUGACUACUGAGCUGGUGAGACUGAGCACAGAGCAGGAGCACCUCAAACAAGAGAGGGAGGACCUCUCAGGCAGUAACGGGAGACUCGCACAGAAAGCUGCUAACUUGGCGGUGCAGGUGGCGUCGUUGCAGUCACGACUGGACGAGAGUGUUAGCAGGGGAGAAGCACUGACCAGCAAGAGCACAACACUAGAGAAUCAGUUGAGGGAACAAGAGUUGAGGAACGAGAGACUGUCCACUAGACUGCAGCAAAGACCUGAGGCUGAUGAUGUGAGGGCCAUGCAGGAGCAGCUGUCAGCUCUGCAUCUCGUCCUGGAGCAGUCUAGUAGUGAACACGAGAUGAAGCUACAACAAACGGACCAUGAGAAACAGGUGCUUUCAAAGGAGAGAGACAAUCUAAUGGGAAAACUGGAGGUAGCAAAGGAGGAGAUGAAGAAUCUACCCACAAAAGAGCAGCUAACAAAACUGGAAUACCAGGUGUCGUCACUGGAGAGGGAGAAUUCACUGAGUCAACAAAAUGCUGUACGUGCAGAGACGCAGCUGGCGGAGGUACAGGGCAAGUAUGAGGCCACGCCCAAACAGGAAGUAAUAGACAGAUUGUCUGGAGAGGUGGACAGGUUGAGGGCUGAGUUGAGGGAAACUAGGGAGACUGUUGCUAAGAAGGAUGUGGUGGUACAGUCUCUACAGGUCGAGCUGAGGGAGGCACCAAAGAAAGAAACGAUUGCAAAACUGGAGGAGGAUAUAAAGGAAGUGAAGAUGACCCUCCAGAAGAAGACGGAGGAGCUACGAGUGAGUGAGUCAGGUGCUCAACAGUUGAGGCUGGAACUGGACAAAGCUCCUAAACAGAAGGACAUGAACAGCCGUGAUGCUCGAGUGAGACAGCUCGAGCUGGAGUUGGCAGCGGCCCCACGAGAGGACAGACUGGAGAGAAUGGAGGCUGAACUGAGGACAGCUGCAGAGAGACAGGCGGCUGCUCCUAAACAACAACAACUGGACAGUUUGCAGGAGUCCCUGACAAGUGUACAGGCCACCCUCACUGAGACGAGGGGGCGGCUCACGGAGAAAGACGGCCUGUGUGCCAGACUAGAGGAGCAGCUGGCCACGUCGAGCACGGAGUGUGCCCGGAGUGAAGAGGUGGUGGUCUCACUGAGGGAGGAGCUAGAGAGAGCACAGCAAGAUACUCACAGCAAGGAGUUGUCGCUGGCUACUAGUCAACAGGAGAACAAGCAGUUGAAGAAGCAGCUGUCAGUGGCCGAGAGCAGAACACUCAACAAGGAGACAGCUGUGGGGGAGCUAGAGGUCAGAGUGGCCGAACUCAAGGAGAAUAUCACACAACUUCAACUGGAGAAAACAGAACUCAUCACCAAGUCCGAGGCUGGCGAGGGAGCAGCUGCUCUCAUCAGUCAACUAGAACAAGAGAAGCGUACACUUCAGAGCAAGUUGGAGACCUCUUAUUUGAGUGGCCAGGAGAAGAGCAGACAACACGAGGCAAAGUUGGACUCUGCCAACGCAAGAACUGCUCAGGUGAGUGAUCAGUUGGAUACACUGAGGGAGGAGUGCCGUGGUCUGGAGGGACAGCUGGCAACUAGGGACCUCUCACUGACAGCUGCUCAGGGAAAGAUCGACCUUCUCACAGCUACAACACAAACCAAGGAGUCACAGUUGGCCCAAAGAGAGAGAGAGUUGGCGCAGACACGUUCUGAACACAAGGAGCAGCUGGAGAAACUGACCUUUGAUCUCAAGGAGGGAAGGCAAAAUACAGAAUUGGCACAAUCUGAGAAAGAACAGUUGGUGACCGCCUCCACUCAGCGAGAGGGUGAACUCAAGGCACAGCUAUCGAGUGUACAAGAAGCCGUACAGAGACAGCUGGCCGGGGUGUCUGAUCAGCUGGAGGAGACGAGGGUACGACUGGAACAACAGGAGAGGGAGGCGGGGUCACAGAGGGCAGAGCUUGAGGGACGAGUCGCUAUGGUGACCGGACAGCUAGAUAGUGAGAGAGAGGAUUGGUCGAAAUCAGAGAGUCAAUUAAAGACGGAAUUGUCCUCCUUGCGAAACAACUGCGACCAACUGUCACAGGAACUAAACGCUACAAAGGUCUCCAUGGAAACAUCGAGACAGGAGCUGUGCUCUCAACUGGAGGAGAAGGACAGGACCAUCACAAGACUUCAACAAGACAUUACCAAACUAGAGUCUUCCAGAAUUGAAGUUGAAACUAAACUCACCUCACAGCUGGAGGAGAAACAAUCGUCCGUGGUUACCAUGGAGACUCGACUGCAAGAGGCUGCCCAGUCACAUGACCAGGCGGUGCGUGAGAAGGAAGAGGUCGUAGGGUCACUGAAUGCGAGGGUGUUGUCAUUGGAGAGAGAGUUGCAGCUGCAGACAGAGGCACUGGAGUCUCAAGUGACCCAACUCAAUGUGACCAGACAGCAGUUGGAGAACAAACUGGCCAGCGAGGCUACACUGCAUCAGGAGUUGAGUAGUUUGAGACAGAGGGUGGAGCAUAAAGAAGAGACAAUGAAGGAGGAGGGCAGGCAGAGGAGUGACUUGGAAACACAAGUGACCUCACUACGCUCACAGCUACAAGAGAAGAGCGAGGGUACGGUCUCACUGGAGAACAAGCUGGCGAUCAGACAGGAGAUGUUGGAGGCACUACAAAACGACUUAGAACGAGGUCAGAGGGACUUUGAUCAGAAGGUGAACUCUUACGAAGACAUGCUCACCACUUCUUCUCAAGAGUUGGAGCAUGAGCGAGAGAAGAUAGAAGCUCUGGAAUUGGAGCUGGAGGGAGCUAGAAGAGACUUCACGGACCUGAAUGCCCAGUUAGACCAGGCUGAGGCAGACAUGACAGCUGCCCACGAGAUACGGAGGACCACAGAGGAGCAGCUGAUCACUGUACGAGAGGAACUGGCUCAGGUGAAAUCCACACUGAGUGAAGAGAUAGUACAGCUGGACAAGAAGCUGUCUCAAGAGACGCUGGCCAGUAAACAGCUGCAAAGAGAUAAGACUGCUUUUGAGGAGGCAUUGAGUAGAACCAAGAAACAAUUGGAGGAGCUGUCAGUGGACAAUGAGGGUAUUCGACAGGAGCUGGCUCGUACCCAGAUGGAGAGGGAGGCGGAGCAAGGGGUGUGGUCAGAUGAGAGACAACAGGCAGAGUUUGAGCGACAAAGACAAGCCACUCAUAUCCUGUCGGUUCAGGAGGAGCUCUCCUCAGCCGAGGGGGAGAUUGAGAGGAUCCAGUCGGAGCUCACAGGGAAAGGGGAGGAGUUCAAGUCUACAGAGAGGAAGCUCCACCUCCAUGUCUCUGAGCUGAGUGAAGAACUCACCACGAACCAGAGGAAACUGGACACUCUCAAAGCAGACAAGGAGAGAGGUGAUAAGAAACAUGAGACCGAGUUUUCUGCACUCUCCAGUAACCUAGCAACACUGAGACAACAGCUGCAGUCUACCAAGACCCGGCUUAGCUCUACAGACGAGAUGCUGACUCAGCAGUCAGCUCAGGUCAAAGAUUUGAACAGCAUCAACAAUGCAUUGCAAGAAGACAAGAAGACGCUACUAAACAAGAUAGUGAGUGAGGAGGAGCGUAAGGAGGAGCUGAUACAAGAGAGCUCUCGUCAGGCACGACAGAUCCAACAGCUGCAGUCAGGGCUACAGGAGUUGGGUAGGGAGCAUCAGAAGCUGCAGAUCAUUCAGGCCAGACAGGGGGAGAGACGUUGGGAGAGUGACAAGGAGGUCACUCAGUGUAGGAACUGUGAGAAACCAUUCAAAGGGAGUACUAGGAAGCAUCACUGUCGGAACUGUGGGAUGAUAUUCUGCCAACAGUGCACUUCACAAAACACCCAGCUGCCCUCCUCAAAAAAGUUGGUCAGAGUCUGUGACAGCUGCUUCCUGGACUUGAAGAGUAGAAAAUAACUCACUCAUUUUUUAGCUGAACAUUUAUUAUUUACACACCUUGUUUUUUGUACUUCCUUUCACGUACUGUUUGUCAUAAUAUUAUUAUGUCAUUUUAAUUUCCUGUUUA